CAAUUUUAAGCCGACGCCGUCAUUUUUAAUGUCAACUGCCGCCGUUAUUAAUAUUUGUCGGCAUAGGGUACUGCUUGCAAACUGUUCGUGAUUUUUUUCUGCACUGAAUAAAAAAGGCUAAAAACGAUGGCAGCCGUAAAUAAAUUAUCUGUUUUGAGCCGUGCCAUGUGCACCUCCACUCAAAUGGUUAAGCCACCAGUACAGGUUUUCGGCUUAGAGGGCCGUUACGCCACUGCCUUGUAUUCGGCUGCAUCAAAGACCAAGCAAUUGGAACAAGUAGAAAAGGAUUUGGCUGCUUUCCAAGCCACCCUUAAAGAAGACAAGAAAUUGCGCGAACAUGUCACCAGCCCCAUUAUUAACAAGAAGGUUAUGGCUACCGCCUUAAAGGAAAGUGCUGCAAAAUUGCGUUGGGCUCCCUCCACCGGCAAUUUGUUGGGUCUUUUGGCCGACAAUGGUCGCUUGAAUGUUUUGGAUGGUGUUAUUAAUGCUUUCCAAGUUAUUAUGGCUGCCCAUCGUGGAGAAGUUGUUUGCGAAGUUGUCACUGCCAAGCCUUUGGAUUCUUCACAAAACAAACAAUUGGAAAGCGCUUUGAAGGCCUUCUUGAAGAACAACCAAACCUUGAAGAUCACUUCUCGUGUUGAUCCCAGCAUCAUUGGUGGUAUGAUUGUGUCUAUUGGUGACAAAUAUGUUGAUAUGAGCAUUGCCAGCAAGGUUAAAAUGUACACUGAUGUCAUUUCCUCCGCCGCUUAAGUUAAAUAAAGUUUAUUUAAACAAAUGAUUAAACUAUAAA
Molecule: messenger RNA, 790 nt
Organism: Lucilia cuprina (Australian sheep blowfly)
Lineage: Eukaryota; Metazoa; Arthropoda; Insecta; Diptera; Calliphoridae
Gene: ATPsynO
Product: ATP synthase subunit O, mitochondrial
Exons: 3
Coding region: 127-750 (207 amino acids)
Biological process (GO): proton motive force-driven mitochondrial ATP synthesis
Molecular function (GO): proton-transporting ATP synthase activity, rotational mechanism
Source: RefSeq, a predicted model, not a curated record